GUUCAUCACCGGUUUGUUUUGACUUUGCAGGACACAAUAUGCGUUUUUGCUAAACUUGAGAGUGUUAUAAAGUUGGUUUUGUUUAUAACUAAUGACGGGUUUAUGACACCGUGUCAGGAGAAGAGCUUUGGAUUGUUUUAGACUGCUCAAUCAUGUUUAUGUGUAAACGGUGGGUGGUGUGCUCGCUGAAGGGUCAGUAUAGGAGCUUGAGCUUCUCAGCCUCCCGCAGGAGUGUCAUGCCCGCAUGGGUCAUCGACAAAUACGGGAAAAACGACGUGUUGAGAUUCACCAAGAACGCAGCGCUUCCGAUCAUCCACUAUCCCAAUGAAGUGAUCGUGAAGGUGCACGCGGCGAGUGUGAACCCCAUCGACAUCAGUAUGAGGGGUGGUUAUGGAGCAGCUACUAUGGCCAUGAAACGUGACCCACUGAACAUGAACCAGUCAGGCAGUGAGUUUCCUCUAAUCCUGGGGCGUGAUGUAUCCGGAGAGAUCAUGGAAUGUGGGCUAGAUGUGAACUACUUUAAACCAGGAGAUCAGGUGUGGGCCGCGAUCCCUCCGUGGAAGCAGGGCAGCCUGGCAGAGUUUGUAGUGCUCAGUGCCAAUGAGGUGUCACAUAAGCCCAAAUCACUGAAACAUGUUGAAGCAGCAUCCAUCCCGUAUGUGGCAGCAACAGCCUGGUCUGUCAUCGUCAAUACUGGUGGUCUGAAUAAAGACAACGGUUCUAAGAAACGUGUUCUUAUACUGGGAGGAUCAGGAGGAGUGGGAACCUUAGCUAUACAGAUGGUAAAGGCCUGGGGUGCCCAUGUGACUGUAACAUGUUCCCAGAAUGCAGAGCGUCUGGUGAGAGAUCUGGGUGCUGAUGAUGUCGUGGACUACACUGAUGGACCAGUCGAAAAACAACUACAGACAUUAAAAAAGUUUGAUUUGAUUUUAGACAAUAUUGGGGGUGAAACUGAAAAAUGGGCACUCGAUCUUCUGAAACCCUGGAAUGGCGCUAAAUACGUUACUCUAGUAACACCGUUCCUGCAUAACACAGACCAACUGGGCCUCGCAGACGGAAUGAUGCAGUCUGGAGUCACCAUAGGAUGCAAAGUGCUGAAGCACCUCAGGAAAGGAGUGCACUACCGCUGGGGUUUCUUUGCUCCAAGCGGCCCUACGCUGGAUGAUAUUAGUGAAAUGGUUGAUGCUGGAAAGGAGCUGCAGGAGUCAGAUUUGACUGAUCACGUGUUGAGAGGAGAGAUGGCUGACAGAUCAUGCUGGAGGAUUUGCUGCUCAACUGAUCCUGAGCUCAUUGACAAAUGUCCGAUCUUCCUUUACACAGUGUGCGUGUGAUCGUGAAUUUGUCAAAGUGAAAGUGAAUAACCGCAAGUGCUCAUUCAAAUAUAUUUAAAUACUCCGCAUAUUGAUGGCGGCUCCCUGAUGCGCAAAUAUUAUAUGCAAUGCUAGAAUGUUUGCGGGACUAGAUAUAAAAAUCACUGGAGCGAGCAAUAAUAAUUCAGCGGGAUUAAGAAAACAAUCCUGUGCAGGGCUUUAAUACAAAAAUGUGCACAAUGAAUGGCAGCUGUAGAAAGCAAAAGCUGAAUCCUGGACAUAUUUCAGCGAUUUAGAAAUCCCGGCCAGACACAUUUUUUUAGGUCCUAAAAGAGGACAUAUGGUCACUCUACACAGGAAGAAACCUAUUCCUUAUCAAAACAGAAUGGCAUCUUAUCUUUAGCAGCAAUACAAUAUAUCUGUGACCACAUUUGCACAUUAACUGGGGCUCUGCGUCUUGUGCUGUGUCUUUGAAUGCAGAAACUUCAUGGUGGGAACUACACUAUGAAGAGUUGCUAACCUUAUGAUAGCCAUCGGAUGUUGCAGAUAGCAGACAGACAUGCUAGACAAACUUACAUCAUUGAAAGAGUAGCUGUGCGAUUUAUGAAUUUAAUUUCAGACAUUUCGGAAAGGUAAGAAACCAUAUGAAAAAGUUCAAAUUUGAUUUGAACAUAAUUAAACAGCAUUUAAGGGAACUUUUCUAUAAUGGUAAGCAGAAAAAGUAAAAAAAAAAAAAAAGUUUACAUAUCUAAGGUA
Messenger RNA from Carassius carassius (crucian carp), 2066 nucleotides. RefSeq names its product reticulon-4-interacting protein 1 homolog, mitochondrial. The record is from RefSeq and is a predicted model, not a curated record. Gene Ontology annotation, cellular component: mitochondrion. Lineage: Eukaryota; Metazoa; Chordata; Actinopteri; Cypriniformes; Cyprinidae. The transcript is spliced from 9 exons. The coding region runs from base 153 to 1331 and encodes 392 amino acids. Gene Ontology annotation, molecular function: oxidoreductase activity.